GAAGCAGAUAGCCACAGCACAAAACUUGCUUUGAAAUCUGACUUCACUGCGAACGCUGCGGCGGAGGAAGAAAAAGGAGGGGGGAAAACAAUUCGUAGAAAAAUCAGCAAUCAAAGAAGAAAAUAAUUUCCAUAGGAAAUCGCCCAAUCCCCUUUCCUCUUCUCUCUCGAGGCUUCGGAACGUGCGGGGAACUUAGCCAGGAUGGUGGGCCUGGUGGCGAUCGAGAACCAGAGCCAGGUCGCGCGGGCGGUGGUGGCGGAGGCGGUGCUGGCGGCGGGGCCGCGGAUCCCCAAGGAGGCGCGGCUGCUGCUGCACGAGCUGGCGGCAGCGUGGGCGGACGUGGCGGACUGCCGCGCGCUCCAGGUCGUGCCGCUCAAGGGCGCCAUGACCAACGAGGUCUACCAGGUGCGCUGGCUCACCGGCGUCCCCUCCGCGGGCGGCGAGGCGGAGGAGCCCCGGGGGGAGAGGGAGGUGAGGAAGGUGCUCGUGAGGAUAUACGGUGACGGGGUCGACCUCUUCUUCGACCGCGAGGACGAGGUGCGCACCUUCGAGUGCAUGUCCCGCCACGGCCAGGGUCCCCGCCUCCUCGGCCGAUUCCCCAACGGCCGCGUCGAGGAGUUCAUCCACGCAAGGACACUAUCAGCUACCGACCUUCGCGAUCCUGAUAUUUCAGCUCUCGUUGCUUCCAAACUGAGGGAAUUCCACAACCUUGACAUGCCUGGUCCCAAAUCUGUGCUCAUUUGGGACAGACUAAGGAACUGGCUCAAAACUGCUAUGAACUUAUGCUCAUCUGAUGAAGCCAAAGAAUUUGGGUUGGACAGCCUGGAGAAUGAGAUUACUGCAUUGCAGAAUGAUGUUUCAGGUGAUUACCACUGGAUUGGUUUUUGUCACAAUGAUCUUCAGUACGGCAACAUCAUGAUUGAUGAAGAGACCAACAUGCUGACCAUCAUUGAUUAUGAGUAUGCAAGCUUUAACCCAGUUGCAUACGACAUUGCUAACCAUUUCUGUGAGAUGGCGGCUGACUAUCAUUCAGCAAAUCCUCAUAUCCUGGACUACAGCAAAUAUCCAGGUAUUGCAUCACUGGGAGAGCUGCUGAUGCAUGGACUUCUAUUCUUUAAAUCAGUUUGGUCAAUCUUGGUUCAGUUUCAGUCUUCCUCAUGUGCUAUUCUCUUUUACAUAACAGAUAUUGAUGAGCAGAAACGUUUCCUCAAGACAUACCUGAGCAUUUCUGGUGAGGAACCUGAUGCGGAAGAGGUGGAGAACCUGCUCCAAAGCAUUGAGAAGUACACGCUCGCCAGUCAUCUAGUAUGGGGGCUCUGGGGUAUAAUCUCAGAUCAUGUCAACGACAUUGACUUCGACUACAAGGAGUAUGCAAGGCAGAGAUUCGAGCAGUACUGGCAGAAGAAGUCUGCAAAUCUGCAAUCUUGACUUCUUGAACCGUGUGAAUAAAACACCCGUGGCCUCAGGGGCUCCUUGAGGACCUGUGUUGCAAUUUGCGAACACGAGGUGUCCGAUGUCACUGACAAAGCGAGAAGCUGUUGAAAUGAUACUGACAACGAUGAUGACGAAGAACCCCGUCUUGGGAUCAGGGAGCGCAUGUUUCGGAACUUGAUUGGCUUCGGCUUCGGCUUCAUGAAGGAAGAAGCUAUGGGGCUUCGGUGGCUCGUUUAAUUUGUACAGUAAGAAGGCAAGGCUCGGGGUUGCGUGCUGUAUGCUCAAUUUGGCUAGCAUUGCCGUGGGCUUUGGUGCAGUUGCUGUUGUGUUUCCCAGUUUCUGUAUGCUUGAUACUAAUAUAGUGGAGAUAUUGGCUAUGUACUUUGAGACAAUGUAUACUUUGUAUA
This is a messenger RNA of Panicum virgatum (switchgrass), 1841 nucleotides long. Its product is annotated as probable choline kinase 2. The transcript is spliced from 6 exons. Gene Ontology annotation, molecular function: choline kinase activity; ethanolamine kinase activity. The coding region runs from base 202 to 1428 and encodes 408 amino acids. Gene Ontology annotation, cellular component: cytoplasm. Gene Ontology annotation, biological process: phosphatidylethanolamine biosynthetic process; phosphatidylcholine biosynthetic process. The record is from RefSeq and is a predicted model, not a curated record. NCBI's taxonomy places the organism in Eukaryota, Viridiplantae, Streptophyta, Magnoliopsida, Poales, Poaceae.